AUGGAUAAAAUUGUCUACAAGGCCGCCAACCACCCCGGUCAGCACUUGCCCGAUGUCUUUAUCUUGGCCGAGCCAGGCAUGGCCGCCAAGUACCGUGCCCAGCAAUCACACCAGGGCCCCACCAGCAACCAUCAGAAGCAUGUCCGGGAGUCCGACAUGAACCAACCCCCCAUCGCCCUCGUCGAUGUCGUCCAGUCAUACGAGAUCUUCCAGACGCAGACUGGUCGCGGCUUCACCGGCAACGUCGCUCGCCCCGCAAAGUCGGAUUUGGAGGCCCUCUUCAACACCGAUGACGAACAGGCCAUCGCAGAGAAGAUCAUCAUGAAUGGCGAGAUCCAGGAAGGCCGCGUCUAA
Molecule: messenger RNA, 354 nt
Organism: Linnemannia hyalina
Lineage: Eukaryota; Fungi; Mortierellomycota; Mortierellomycetes; Mortierellales; Mortierellaceae
Source: the annotation of a GenBank genome assembly